CUACUCCAAACUCAUAGAUCAUCUCUAUCUCAUCUCAUAUUACCCAAACCCAAUUCCUUAACUCCAUCUCCGAUCCAUCUUCAUCAACCUAAUUAAGAAACACUUCAGAUAGAGAAGUUCAAUGGCUUUUGAUGCUGUAACCACUCUAAUCAAAAUAGUAGAGGCUGCAGAGCAAGACCUUAUGGAGCCCAAACUACUUUCAAGUUUGAAUGCUGAAGGAUUAAUGAUGGUGCCACUGCUUGAAACGAUUAAGUUGUUGUCUUACAAUCUCCAUUUUCUGCAAGCCUUUUUGGUGGAAUGUAAGACGAAAAUGAAUGACGGGGACACCAUGGCUCGGAGACUGUAUACAGAUGUCCAAGUUGAAGUUGCUAGAACAUAUAAACAGAACGAAAUACAAUCUAAACUGAGACUAUUAUAUUUUGGAGAUUACUGGGUAGGGAGUGCUGAAGUUAAGCCUUGUGAAGAUAUUCAUCAUCGCUUGAAAGGAAUAGUAAGAGAUAUUGAGGAACUUAAAGACCGGAUCCUGGAGGAAGAAAGAAGAGCUGCUUUAGAGGCUGAGGAACAGAACAUCACAAUUUGGGAUACCUACCAAAAUGCUUUAAAGACUGAGAAUGAAGUGAUUGUAGGAUUGGACAUUGAUAUAGAAAGGAUAGUUAACCGGCUCUGCUAUUCAUACUUCAUGGGACCAGUUUUAACCAUUUUGAAGAAUAAUAACAUUGACAAGUUUCGGAAAUAUGUGCUGAAACUACAAGCUAUGCCACUCGUUGGGGAAGGAGGCAUUGGAAAAACUACAUUAGCCAAAAGAGUAUAUGGACAUCCAAUUACUAUUGCUAGCUUUCACAUUCGAGCAUGGGUAGUUGUGUCUAAAGUUCAUAACCUCAAAGAGAUGCUCAUUGGUCUAUUACGUUGUAUUUCACCAAUCACUAGUGAAAUCUACGACUUAGAUGAGGCUCAGAUAGCAGAGAAAUUAAACACAAGUUUGAUGGGCCAGAAGUAUUUAAUUUUCCUGGAUGAUAUAUGGACCACUGCUGCAUGGAAUGCCAUCCAAGAAUAUCUUCCAGAGAAUUUUAAUGGAAGCCGAAUCUUAGUAACUACUCGGUUCAAAGAGGUGUCUGAAUACUUAAGUAUGAAUCCCUACCUAGUGAGGUAUCAAACUUUUUCGGAUCGUUGGGAAUUAUUUUCAAGGAAAGUGUUUAGGCAAAGCCUAUGUUUUCCCAGUAAAUGUGUCCCAAUAGGGGAACGCAUUGUUCUUGGUUGUGGUGGAUUACCCCUAGUAGUUGUUUUAGUUUCCGGACUUUUGGCGACAACAAAAGGGUCACUAGAAAUAUGGAGAGAUGUUGCCCGAACAUUGGAUGGAGUUGGUAGAUAUGAUAAUAACAAAAGAAUUUCAAAAAUAGUUUCAUUAAGCUACAAGUCCUUACCAAGUCAUUUGAAGGAUUGCUUUCAUUAUUUUGGUGUGUUUCCAGAAGACAGUGACAUUUCUGUUAAGAAAUUAAUCAACUUAUGGGUUGCAGAGAGAUUUUUAAUGCCACAUAACAAUAUGAGUUUGGAAGAAGUGGGAGAGAGUUACUUGCAUGAUCUCAUUAAUAGAAGUCUUGUUCAAAUUAAUGAGCUAAGUAUUGACGGCAAAGUUAAAUCAUGUAGCAUUCAUGAUCGAGUGCACGAGGUUUGUGUGAGAGAAGCAAUUGAUGGGAAUACAUUGUGCAUUAUCAAUGACAACCAUGCUCUAAAGGCUAGUCAUUGGUUAAGGUGUCAAACAAGUUAUUGGCCAAUCACUCGAGCGAGUUAUGGGAAUUGUGGUCCUAAUGAAAUUCAUUAUGUUCUCUGCUUUGGUAAAGAUGUAAUCCAUUCAAAAUUCAGGUUUGUAUACCCAUGUUUGAAAUUGCUAAGAGUAUUGGAUUUAUCAUUAGUUAAAUGCUCACAAGGCAUGCCUUGUGAAAUAACAGACUUGGUUCAUUUGAGAUACUUGGCUCUAAGUACCAUUGGUUCUCUUUACGAGUUUCGAUUUUUCAAGCUCAAGAAUUUGGUAACUCUCAUAGUUACUUCAUGGAUGGAAAAAUGUCAUUUGCAAUUGCCAUGUGAUAUUUUGGAUUUGCCACAAUUGAGGCAUUUGCAUGUUGACAAGAGAUGUUCACAGUAUCUCCCUUGCUUAGUCAAAAAAGAUCUACAAACUCUUUAUUGGUUGAAAGUUGCUAGCUCCGACAAAAAACCAAACUUCGGAAUGGUUCCAAACCUAAGGGAACUUGGGAUUUUCAUUGAAGGCCAACUGGCGCCUAGCCAUCUAGGGAGCCUUGUGCAUUUACAUCUACUUGAGAAGUUGAAGUUUGAAGUAGGAAGGGUCGAGCGCUUUUGUCUUCCAACAGGUUUUCCACCAAACCUUAAGAAGUUGACACUUCGUUAUACUUAUCUUCCAUGGAAGGAGAUGGACACAAUUGGCAUGUUGUCGCACCUUGAGAUGCUUAAACUAAAAGAUUUCGCUUUUUGUGGCCCAACGUGGGAACCAUCGGAGCAAGGCUUUCGGAAAUUAAAGGCACUUCUUAUUUCACAUUCAAGUCUCGAUCAUUGGAAUGCAAGUUCUAAUCAUUUUCCAGUUUUGGAGCGCCUUGUUUUAAGAUAUUGUUGGGAAUUAAAACAAGUUCCAACUAAUUUUGCAAAAAUUGGAACACUAAAUUUAAUUGUAUUAGAAUGUUGUUAUUCUUCUCUUGUGACUUCUGCAAUGCUGAUUUCUUCUGCAAAAAGCGAAACAUUAAAGGGAAAGGCUCCACUUCGUGUUCGUAAAGUUGGAACUAAGGUUGAAUUGCCUGUUAUUGAAAGCUCUGAAGAAGAAAGUGUUGAAAGCUCUGAAGAAGAAAUUGUGGAAAGCUCUGAAGAAGAAAGUGUGGAAAGCUUUGAAGAAGAAAGUGUGACAAGCUCUAAAGAAUCAAGUUUUGGAAGCUCUAAAGAAUUAUGUGUUGGAAGCUCUGAUCGAGUAAGGUUGAAAGCUCGGAAGAGUGUGAGGAAAUAUAUGAAGAAGAUGGUGUCGAAUUCUCUGAAUGCAUUCAAAGAGUUGAAGAGGUCAGGAAAGUGUUGUAAUCUCUAAGAAGAAAGUGACUGAGGAAUUUUUAAAUUUUGGGCUUAAUAUAAACUUAUGAAAGCCAAGGGGAAUUGAAGUGCAAAGCCAAGGCUUUGGAGUCUGGACUAGAAGGAAAACAUUUUUCGUCGAGCCCCGGGUAAUCAGUAGCCAGA
Ipomoea nil (Japanese morning glory) is the source of this 3225-nucleotide messenger RNA. Its product is annotated as putative late blight resistance protein homolog R1B-17. The transcript is spliced from 8 exons. Gene Ontology annotation, biological process: defense response to other organism. Gene Ontology annotation, molecular function: ADP binding. The record is from RefSeq and is a predicted model, not a curated record. Lineage: Eukaryota; Viridiplantae; Streptophyta; Magnoliopsida; Solanales; Convolvulaceae. Bases 122 to 3079 code for a protein of 985 amino acids.